CAUACCAACGUUUACCAAACAGACUGCGGCGACACAGACCUGUUACUUUGUUAUCUCCACGAUCAUUACAAUAUUUAACAGUUUAUGCCAAUAACGUCCAUACAGCAGACUCUUAAUAUAGAAGAAGUUGAUAAGGAUCAAGAAGAGGAGUCUGAACCUUCUGUGUUGUCCGAAAAUCAAGAGGCUAAGAACACGGUCUCCACACAGGAUAUUGAAGUAAACCCCACUAUGGAGGCCCGCGAGGAGCUCGAUGAGGAGCUCGAUGAGGAGCCAGCCUCGGAGAGCCAGCCUCCAGAGGAGGAGGUUGAGGAAAGUGAAAAGCUAAUCACUCCUCAGAGGAUGAUCAACAUGCAGAGAGAUUUGAUGACAUUAGUAACCAACAUCCAAGUUGCAGCUGACGCCAAAGAGUCCAUGCGAAGGACAGAGUUAGAGGAAGCUCGGAGAAUUAGGUUGGAGCGGCUGGAGAAUGAAGUCAAAUCCAGUCAGGAGAUAUUCCAGGAGAUCACCAGAGGCUGGUCGAUAGCCAAGCAGAAGGUGAUCCCUCAGGAUCUCCAGGAGGCCCUGAACAACCAGCAGCAGUUAUGUGCUGCUAUCAUAGAAGACAAUAAAAAACUUAUAAAAGACCUGCAACAGGAGAUGAAAGUUGGAGAUGAUCGUUUUGUUAAGGACUUGAGGAAGCAGGAAGAGGAGCUAGACCUGAUGAUAGAGAUGAUGAAGAACCAGAUCAAAACCCUGACAAAGGCCUACAGGGAGGAGCUGGCCCAGAUUUCGAGAGUUUAUCAGCUGGAAAGUGAAGUCUUACUUACAAAAGACAAGACUGAAUGGGAACAACGCAUUAUGGAACUUUGUGAGGAAGAGCUGGGGAGGUCAAUGGAGUGGAUGAAAAAAGUGGAGGAGUAUGAUGCAAAAGUUCAAAAUCACACGUUGGAGACCAUUGACAACAAUGGCUAUUUUCAGCAAAAAUGGAAUAUGAGCUGUCAGGUUCUGGAGAGACACCAUCAACACAAAAAGGCCAGCCAAAUAAUCACGGCUCUAAAACUAAUGAAGCCAACAGUUGAGGUACCAGUACAGAGAUUAAAUCUGAACCGUAUGAAGAAAAGGGCCAUCAGACUGGACAUAGAGAUUAGAAACCUUCGUACUAAGUCUUCCAGUGAGAACAAACAGUUUACAAAAAAGAGCCAGCAUUUGCCUGAGGAAUACAAACACAAAAUCCAGCAAUACGAACACAUUCAGAAGAAUAUCAAGCACUUUGCAGAUGCUGAUGCCAGACAAUUUGAGGAGAUGUGGCUUAUGAUUGAUGCGGAGGUGAAGCAACUAGUGGAGAGGGUUUUGGUCAUCGACUCGCUGAUCUGCAAGGAGCACCUUGGUUUAGCCUGGGAGCGAACUCCCCUGGAAUUCAUGGAGCUCUCUGGUCCCAUCCAGCCUCAGAAACAGGCCAGGAUGCCUGCCCGCCAGACUGUCUCCCAGCUGUUUCACGCCGGGCAGAAUUUACAGUGUAGUCAGAGGAUGAUGGAUCUCUCAGUUGGGCCUAGGCCGGAGACUGACACUGAGAGCAUGGAUAAGGAAAUGCACAAGGAAGGGAAAACGGUGCAGAGUGAGAGUGGUGCAGAGGUGGAGGAAGGGAAGCAGUCUUUGGAGACACUGAAAAAAGUGAUGGAGCUGCUGUGUGAUGAGGCGGGCUUCCUGAUGGAGGAUAAACUCCUAAACCUACUGGCUCCUCUGGAGAAGGAAGAACAGACUGUUGUGAAGCUGGGCUCUCUGCUUUGCUCUUUUGGCAUGGAAGAGGAGGAUGUGCCCAAGUUGGCUGAAUUCUUAUUAAAGUACAAACAUCAGCAGAGAGAAGAGACUGAGGUCAGGAGGGGCAGAGAUCAGGAUGUUUGUGUUGAGUCGGGUGAAUCCAGUAACAAGGAAGAGGAUUUGGAGACCAAGGCUAUGACUCAUUUGACCUCUGAAUUCAUCAAUCCUAACCAUAUUCUGCCUGCUCUAAAGAGUUUCCUCGAGCAGCACAUGAGGUCCAGGGAGAGCUCAGCGAGCCAAAAUCAUAGUUUUCAUGUAGAGGCCUGGAAUACUUCAGAGAAUGAAGCCUACUGGGAGAAUAUGGGCAAUAUAAUCUCUGAAGACAAAGUGAAACUCUGGGACGCCACAGAGAACACACUACAGCAGUACCUGGCCGUCCUGACAGAGAUCUCUGAGCUCGUCCCUGAGACUCAGAGUCUGGAGCAGGAGAACACAGAGCUGCGGAUGUUGCUGCAACAGUCUUUGAACUGAGUUAGAUGCCGUAAUCCAAACUCAACUUGGAAUCAGCAGAACUGGGACAGUGUGAGGAAUCUUUAGAGGAUGUGUAAAAGGAUUUAUAUUCACUGUAAAAUAAUAGAUAAUGGAGAGGUUGCAGUUUUUAUUUUUACAGUCUUAUAAAAAACAAAUAAUUGUAACAAGUAACUCCAAUAUUGGUAAGAACAGUUCAAAUGGGAUACAAAGUGGAUACAAAAUAGUACAAUACGGUGGUUUUAUCCAGCAGUGUUGAACAGCUUAUGGCUGAGCUCUGAGGGGAAAGAGUAGAAGAGCAGAGCCAGGAAAAGCAGACCCAGCACAGCAGCCAGCAGCACCGCACAGCGAAGCCUGUACUGCCUCCAGGCCAGGAUACACAUCGUCCUCACUGGGCUCAGUAGCCAUGACAUGCUGGUACUGGGACGACUGCACAGAGAGAUUCUGAGAUUAAACAGCACUCAUCUUCAUUCAUUAUUUCCAUGCAAAGUUCUGGAGAAUAUGUCACAGGGGUGGAAGCGUUAUUAGGAAUCCCACUGCUUUUCUUGGCGAGACCGGACCUGCGUAGCAUUCAAACUCAAGGAUUGGCCAGGCGUCCAUGCUCACCGAGGUACCGGUAAUUUGAUUUUUUCAGGUCCUAUGUCCUUCUCAAUGGCCUAUCAUACCCUAACUCCUCAAGAUCAAUGCCUAGUCCUAACCAAUCAUCUCUGCCUCAACCAGCCACGCAGAGUAGGUCUCUAGCCAAGAACAGUAGUGGGCUAAAUAAUUACGCUGGUGGAAGUAGGAUAUUACGAACACUUUCAUUACUAUAACAAAGUCAUUAUAAACUCCCACUAAGUCCGCAAAUCCUAACAACGAUCAAGUACCAGUCGGUGUAACGUAAUUUCAGGGACAGUGGCAGAGCACCACCAUGAAACUAGUUAUCUAAGAUGUGAUUCUCAACCUGACAGAGGCUUGUUAAGGGGUGCAUUGUGAGGCAGUAGUCGAGUAGUGUGUUAAAUGUAAAUGAGGUGAAGCACAGAUGAUUAAAAUUUAAUUUAACUAUAGUAUAGUAAAUGGUAUUUAUGACUUAUUUAUGUCACAUUAUACAAUUACUUUUUUAGUACUUUUAAUUACAUUCGAUACUAUGACAUUUAUUUAGAAUAUACUAUAACUUUUUUAAUUACAUGUCUGACAUAUUAUAGUCUGAGUUAAUAUUCCGACUUUUGAAGACCUUUUUAAUUGCAUACUAUACUAUGACUUAUUUUGAAUUAAUUACAUUUUUAUAGCAUACUAUACAUCUUUUUAUUACAUAUUUUGACAUACUAUACUGUGUACUAUGUUAUUAAAUUCUCACAUUACAUUUUAAUGGAAUACUAUAGUAUGCCGUUUUGUGAAAGGUUUUUAUGACUAUACUAUGACUUUGACUGACAUAUCAUACUAUAAUUUUUAAGGAAUUUUAAUGACACACUAGACUAAUUUUCAACCAUAAUACAAUAUUUUUCUCACUUUUUUCCAACAUACUAUACUAUGACUUUUGUCAUUUGACUAUAUUAUCACACUUUUUGACAUCCUAUACUACGUCUUUUUUCAACAUAAUGUACAUAAUGUGACAAACUAUAUUUUGUUUUUUUUAUGACAUAAUAUACUAGCCCCCUCCUCCCUUAUCACACUGAGUACUAUUCUGACAUUAUUUUAAUAAUUUUAUCUAUGACAUACUAUACUAAGCCAGUUUUAUUAUGACAUUUUAUUUCAUACUGUAAAAUUACUUUUUAUUACAUUUUCAUUGACAUUUUAUGACAUGCACAUUGUCUUUAUAUCACAUUUAGUUUCAUGAGGUAUGCUUUUUUUGAUGACAUACUGUUACGACUCUUUUUGACAUACUUUAUGCCAUUUUUGACAUUUUUAUAAUAUAUUCUAUGCUAUUUGCAAAAUUAUUUUGCUAUGGCUUUUUAGGAAUGUUUUAUGACGUACACUAUAAUUUUUUUAUUUUUAUGAAACACUAUACUAUGAUGUUUUGUGAUAUAUAUAUAACCUUUUCCUGACAUACUGUACUAUGACUUUUUUAAGAACGUUUUUAUGGCGUACUAUCCUACAUGCCAUGCAACCUGUAGCUUUCUACCAGUUGUCAUUACUAAACUGACAGACACUUGUUGGGGGGCGCAGUUUGAUACAGUAUCGAAUAAGUGUAAUAAAUGUAAGCUAUGUUAUAUUCAGGGCAAUCGGAAUCUUGUCAAUGUAAUUCAGUUUAUUUCAAAUUGCCAAAAGAGACAAAAAAUAAAUAUCGGACACAUUUCACCAGAUAUACAAACACAAAUUGUAAAAACAGGCAAGUUUAGUGCAAUCAAUAACUCUGUAAUCAGUGACAGACAGAAUUACAAACAAAGACUUCAACACAAAUGAGGUCAGGCGCAGGCAAAUUUGAAAGGGGGAUUAAGAGACACUGCAAACAAUGCCAUCCGAUAUGGAGCCAGAGUUUAGAGAAUCAACCCCAGACCCCCUUUUUACCACUUCACUCAAGUGCACUUAAAUAUUAUUCCCAUGAAAUCAUCUUUACAUUAUCUGUAAAGUCAAAAAUAGGAAGGUUGAUGAUUUGGAGAGACAGUCAUGCCAACACACAUGACCUCUGUGGUCAAUUAUUACAAUGAUGCAUGCAUAUGGACAAUAUGGUAGAAAACAGUAGUAAUCUUUUAAGUAUUUGUUGCUUUUAAGUUUAAACUAGACUAACAUUUAGUUUUAUUCUCUUUUUUAAUAAUUAUUUGCAAAUACUAUUUGACCCGUCUGGCUUGUUUGCUUAGAUCCAAGAGAUUUAACAUUGAAGUGGAAGUUAACCCUGUCAAAUCCCUUUUGGAGUCAUCUUGUUCUAUGUCUCAUUGGAUUUAAUUAGGAAAAUAGACAUCUAUAUUUUUGUUUCUACAUUAUUAUUAUUAUUAUUAGUGAAGUGUGCAAAGACUGCAAAACCUAUAAUAGUUUAAAAACAUUAUAACACUUUGCUUUAAUCCCCCCUACUCAGCAUUUAUAAGCAGUAUAAGUGUUUAUUAAUGUAUUUGUCAACAACUAUAACUCCUCCUGUGGGCACCCAUAAGGAGGAUGUUGUAUAAACAGAUAAUAAAUGAUAAUAUAGUAAAAUACAGAUGUAAUAAUAUAAAAUGUCUUCACAGGAGAACCUAGAAUUGUUGACAAUAACUGUACAUUAAUAACACUUUAAUGUCCUUAUUUCUGCUCAUAGUGUGUUAUACAGUUAACCCUUUAUUAAAUGUGAAUAUAGUGCUUAUAAAUGCUAAAAAUAGGGUUUAAAGCAAAGCGUUAUCAAACAUAAUGUUCGUUUGUUGACUAUUAACUUAAAACAACAGCAGACAUUGUAGCAGUAAUGGGAUUAAGAUUCAACAGCAUCACUUGAAAUAAAUGUCCAUGCAAUCUGAUUAAAAGUUGAAUAAACAGAUAAAGACACAUUCAUUGUCAUGUAACAUUGCUUGAAAAGAAGAAGGAUAUCCUGGGUUACAACACUUUGAGAAAAUGAUUGCUUUUUAGUCAGGAGUUCAGAUACUGAGCAUUCAUUUCUUUAGGCUUGCUGCAGGUUGGAUGGAGGAUUAGACAGUUAGUGUUUCUCAUGACUUGGAGGAAAAAGUAAUUUUGGGUGGUUUCAGCCUCUCUCCAUACAGCGAAGAAAAUAAUGUAAUCGUACUUCCAAAGCGCUUUCUCCUCCCUGUGCCUCCCUUCCUGUGGGUGAGACUCCUCGUACUCUCCUUUUGGUUUGCGCCCACCAGCUCCCCCAUCUAUCCGGCUGGCCACCCCCCUCCCAGUCCUCCCAGCAGCCUCUUAGGCCCCAAGCAGCUUCUUGACAAGGUAGCCCGGCAUGCUGUAGAGGAAGAGGCCCAGCAUGAUGAGCAGCAGUAGGGCAAGCACUAUCUUGAUGAUCAGCCACUUGUAGCGGUUGCACACCAGGUAGCGGAUGGCUUUCAGUGGGCUCAGGAACCACAGGAAGGUAGUGUCAGGGCGGCUAGAGGGAUGGAGAUUUUAGGAAGAGGAAAGUAAAGAAUUUGGUGAAGGUGGAUGGAGGAAGGAGUUAAUGAAGGGUGAGUGAGGGGAGAGAGAAAUGGGAUGAAACAUGGGUAAAAGAGAAAGCUGGCAUUAGUGUUGCAUCUAUUUGGAUGUGUUUUUUUACAACAGCAUGCUCACAUUUCUAAUAAUAUGUUGAUAAAAAUGGAUGGAUGACUGACCAACAACUCCAAACACUGAUGUUUCUCCAGUCUUUUUUAUAACCAGACAACCAUUGGUACCUCUGAGGGGUUUGAUGCUUUCAUUGUCAAUACUAUAAUUGUAUUUUAGUUUAAUUCAACUCCUGAUUGUAUUCAUAUUCAGGAUAUGAUACAGAACACUUGAAACAGUUAUUCAUAUUCUUGUGUGAUUAUUAUAUUAUUCUCUUUUUUUAGGUGCAGUUUUCCUGAACACAUAACAAAAGAAAACCAAAGAAACAUAGCUGCCUCUUGUCAGCUUAAGUCAUUAACUCAAGAGUAUUGUGUUAUGUUGUCAAUGCACAUCAACCAUGGUCGUGACAACUUGCAAGCUGGAAACAUGUGAAUCUUUCCCACCUCUACCAUCCAUCCUAUUUGCUGAAUAUGUAUAUGAGGCAUUUGGUGGCUGCCUGGCUCUCCAAGGCCUAAAAAAACGUCCCUGUGUGUUUCUAUACCGAACAGUUGGUCGAUUAAGACGUGUAAUGGCACUUGGUGGCAAAAGACACUGGCUUGAGCAAAUAUUUGAGACAAUAUACAGCAAAAAAGAGACUAUUCUAUAGCUGAGACAACAGAGGAGUAAACAAGAGAAAACAAAGAAACUGAGUUUUGGCAGGACAGGAGAAGAGGAGCUGGGACACGAAAAUCCAGGAUGCAAAGGGUCUAAAUAGAGAAGCAAAGACAGAGAGGAGGGGGCGGAGGCUACCAGCGCAUCAGGCCCCCAGCAUCUUCUUGACCAGGUAGCCAGGGAGUGAGUAGAGGAAGACGCCCAGCAUGAGCAGCAGCAGUAUCAGCCCCAGGACCUUGAGGAUCAGCCAGCGGUAGUUGUGCCAGAUGAAGUAACGAAUGGACUUCAGGGGGCCCAGAAACCAAAUAAGGCUGGUGUCCGGGCGACUUUGCGGAAGGAGGUAGAGAGAGGGAGGAAAGAAGGAAGGAAGGAAGGAAUGUAGAUGGAGGCAAAAACGGGAAGAAAUGGUAAGGAGAAAGGGGGAGUCGCACGCAGAAAGGAGGGGAGAGACAGAGGGAGACAGUUGAAGAGAUGGUAGGAGGAGAAACUGCCUUUUGACUACUGUGCAAAAAGCCCAAAUCACGUUUAUCAAAUAUGAAGUCCUGAUUUAUUGUGAUUUAUAACAUUUGAUUCACUGCUUUUUGCACUGUGAUGUUUUUCUUAAGGAGAUUUAAGGGACCGCACCAUACAACCAUCCUCAAAUUUGAAUAGUGAAAAAGGUGUGUGUGUGUGUUUGUGAGUUUUAAAUCCAUAUAUUUUGAAUAAACGUCAAUAUCUUACUUUGGUUUCUCCAGUGGAUCAGGCUCAUUUCGUCCGAGCCCUACAGGACUUUUCUCCGCCUCCUCUGCUGUCACCAGAUGAAGCUCAGCUUCUACCUUACCCUGCAAUGACAACAUGACAAUGCGAUAUAUCCAAAUUAAUCAAUCAGCUAGAUGUCUUGAGUAUACAAAUACUUUCGAUCUGGUUCUCUGUUCUGUCUGUAUAGAUGAACGGAGAGGUUUCCAAUCUUCUUGGGACCCACCACCAGUUUAUUGAACAUAGUGUUUUCUUGGAAAGGUUUAGACAUACACUUUCCUGUAUUUUGUACUUUAAUGUUAUUGCUUUUAUUGCUCUUUGUUUACUUGCAUUCUUCUUUAUAAUGUUGAAUUCAAUUCAGAUUUUACUCCGUUGGGGGUGGCUUUCUAGCUGCUGUUUUGAAAUUAUUUUUUAAGUAAUUUCAAGAUGAUGAUUUCACAUGUGGUGCCAAACUGCAGUUGUGACUUUGGUCAUGCUGCUGUGCUCUGUAUUUCACAACUCACCGUUAGCUCCAUCUCAUCGUUCUCAUCGCGGGCUACAAACGGCCACCAGCCCUUGACCCUCUUUUGUUUGAAGAUGGAAAUAGUGGGCAGCUCCUGCUCGUUUCGGAUCAUACCAAGGGAACACUGCUUGGCUGUCUUGGCGCCACGAGGGAACCGGUUCAGGUCCAACUCAAUCGCACCUGCGAGUGGUGAUAGUCAAAGACAAAAAGGAUGGUGACACUUCAGCAUUUUUGUUGUGGAACAUCAGAUGGAAAGUUCUGUAAUUGUUCCCAUCAGGCCUCACCCAGGAAGUCAUCAGCAGAGAAGUGGUCGGCGUCCCAGACCUGCAGCGUGAGACGAGGAGGGAUCUUGUAUUCAGUCUCAUCCCAGGAGAACAUAGACUCUUUCUUAGAGAUUACAAUCUUCUCCUCAGCCAUGAGGUAAUCGAAGGGAAAGACGAAGCGCCAGUUGAAGUUGCCUUCACCAGUCAGGGAGUGAUAGUGCACAUCUGUGUCCUGCUUGUCCUCCUGCUGCCCUUUCAGCCAUCUGCAGGAAGUACGAUAGAGCAAAGUUAGGUUGACCUACAGGAUCAUGGUUUGGAUGAGUGGAUAGAUGUUUGAUUUUGUCAGUCAUGCACUUCUAAGUUAUAUUAAGAAGGGAAUUGCAAUUGUCUGUCAGUUACUGAAUAUUCAUUUUGUUGAUUUAAACAAGAGCAUAGGACAGGUUAAAUGUACCAGUGUGCCAACAAGAGAGAUGAUGCUAAUAGGACAUAAUCAAAACACAUAAUGUGGCUCCCCAAAAGCAAAUCAGAUUGUGUGUGAGAUAAUGACAAAAAAGUUGAAUGAUACAUAAAACCUGAUUUGAUGUUGGAGCUUCACACUAUUUUCAAAGCCAUGCAUACACAAAGCUUGCAAAAAUGCCAUUAGUGAAAUUUUCCUGAAAUGUUCCUUAAAAAACUAAAACUUUCAUCUUCAGUGUCUGGAUUCAGAUAGCAGAGGAUCAAAGGCUAUGAGGUCAGUCUCUGCUGACUGGAGCUCUUUCAUUAACAGUAGAGUGAGACUGGCUUUAUUAGUGAGGAGGAACAGGAGGGAAGCUGUACUCUCAGUUCUCAAAACCAAAAACAUCUCAGUGAAUAGUAGAAAAAUGUGAAGGCAAGUGCUGUGAUUUGGUAAUUGAGAUGCACUGGCAUACAUUAGACUGGGGUUAAUGUGAGAAAGUGUUGGGUUGUUGCUUGGCUACAAAAGACACAAGGUCACUAAAACAUGCCUGCUCCAUGUGACCCAACAACUGAAUUAUAACCACUGAAUCACAAUGUUGGAUCCAUCUGGAACAACCCCAUCUUCCCUUCUUUACUGUCAAUGCAGACAGUUUGGUCAGCAACUAACUUUCUACAACACUGCAUAAAUACUCUUAUUAUCCUCCAUGUAUUUAGGGUUGUUUGAGGAUGGCACCCAGUUUGUUAUAGUGCAGUCCUGUGGUGAUACAUCUAUGGGUGGCACCAAGUCAGCUGACGGGAAAAUUAGUUUUGUUCAGAUGCAGGAUUUUGGAGGCUCCGCAAAACACUGACAUAACUUUAAACAGGAGUUUAAGUUAAUAUCCUUUUAGAGAUUUCACAAGUAACGACAAUAAAACCUCAAUUACAAUGAAGUCAUUAAUAAUGGCUGCAUUGCAUUUAGGUGUCAGUUCUUUAAACUGGUUUUAUUGUGCAUUCUGUACUGACAUCGCCUACUGGGACAAUUGAGACAUUAUUUAUGUUAUUAGUUACCCCAUUGCUCUAUUAUUCGUCGAUGGUCACAUUAUACUGCAAGCCUGUGAACAUUUGCUGCGUCUUCCAUUCACUUUAAUGGCGGUUCAUAUGAUAAAUGAAUUAAGGCAUACAUUCCCUAUUUAUUUUUUGGGGGUUCAAUGUGAUGCAAAUUCAUUGGACAGAAGACUAAUGUAACUGCACCUUAGAAAGGGUCCACAUCGGAGCUCUGUCGUACUGCCAUGCAUAUUCUUUACUGAUAUACAUGCAACAAGCUCCAAACACCAUCAAAUUGAAAUCACAAAUAUCUUUACUUCAAGUAAAAUCAAUAAUACAGGACCAAACCUUAAACAAGCUUGACUUUGGAAAUAGUAGUUUGACAAAAUAUAAAAUGAUUGUUUAAUGAAAUAAAAUAGUAGUUUGACAAUAAAUAAUGAAAAUGAUAGUUUAACAAAAAAGGGAAACAAGUAGGUUAACGAAAUGUUAGUUUGACAAAGUAAAAGGUUUGACCAAAAAAAUGGUAGUUUAAGGAAAUAAAAUAGAAGUUUUACAAUAAAGGAAAUUGUACUGUAGUUUAACAAAAUAAAAUAAAAUCGCAGUGUAACAAAAAAGAAAAUGGUAGUUUGACAAAAAACAACAACCUGUAGUUAGUCAUGAUAAUGUCAGUUGAUUAUGUUCAAAAAUAUCAAUUUCUCUUACACUUGAACCACUUUAUGUAUGUAUUUAUUUCAAUCUCAGCAUAUCUGUGGAUUAUUUUGGCAUAUAUACGACUAUGAUCAUGAUUGUACUCAGCAAGUUGUUUAUGUGGUUUGAUCCUGACUGAACUCAUUUUUCAUUUGGCAAUAGUUUUGAGCGUGCUAUUUGGAGAGUUUAAGACAAGCAAGGUUACGUGCUGGAUGGAGGGUUGAGGCAGGAAGUGAGAAAGGGAAGAAAUAAAUGAGUCCAGGAGGAAGGAAGGGAGGUAUUGUACGAGCCAUGCGAUGGAAUCGCGUGUUUACCCCCUGACAUAGAUGUCAGACAUCUUCUCUCCUGUCAUGAAACCAUCGUCCUCUAGAAUUACGUCAUCAGUGUUCCAAAUAACAACACGAAGCUCAAAGCUAGACAGCAGCAGAGCAUUGACCAGAGGAGAGAGAGAGGACGACAGACAGACAGACAGGAGACACACCACAAAC
Messenger RNA from Anarrhichthys ocellatus (wolf-eel), 11177 nucleotides. RefSeq names its product dynein regulatory complex subunit 1 homolog (Chlamydomonas) (gene drc1). Gene Ontology annotation, cellular component: axoneme; axonemal dynein complex. Gene Ontology annotation, biological process: cilium-dependent cell motility; regulation of cilium movement; axonemal dynein complex assembly. NCBI's taxonomy places the organism in Eukaryota, Metazoa, Chordata, Actinopteri, Perciformes, Anarhichadidae. The record is from RefSeq and is a predicted model, not a curated record. Bases 85 to 2268 code for a protein of 727 amino acids. The transcript is spliced from 16 exons.